AUGUUUUUUCGUAUUCAAAUCCUCAUAUUGUUGUCGAUAAUCUGCUAUAGUCAUAGCCUUGGUUAUCUACGCAUAAUGAACGGUUUGAGAGCCAAAGAAAGACAAUUACCCUAUCAAGUGGGUAUAAUAAGUUACUUUGAUAAUGCAUUAAACGAUGUAAGUUUAUGUGGCGGAAGUAUUUUAAAUACCCAAUGGAUACUCACAGCUGCCCAUUGUAUGCAAGAACCAGAUAGUAAACUAGUGAAAGUUUCUGUCUUUCUGGGCAGAUCAAAAAUGUCGGUGAAUAAGGAGAUUGCCAUUAAUAUACGUGACAUUAGAGUACACAAAAAGUUCAAUCGUCUUUCUGUGGCUAAUGAUAUUGCACUUAUAAAAUUGCCCAGACAAUUAAAAUUCAAUUCAUUGAUAAAACCCAUCAAAUUGCCAUCAAACGCAAAUGAUGACUAUACCAAUAGAACAGCAAUUUUCUCUGGUUGGGGACUAACUGCCAAACAAGAAGCAAGUGAUAGUCUUCAAUAUCAAAGGGCUAAGGUCAUUAGCAACGAGCAAUGCGAGAUGGAAUGGAAUCAUCAACUUAAAAAUGGGGCCAAUAAACUUGUAUUAAGCUCAUUUAUAUGCAUCGAAUCUAACAAUGGUUUACCUUGUCGCGGUGAUUCAGGUGGUCCAUUGGUUCUAGAUGAUGGUACCCGUACAUUAAUUGGAAUUGUAUCACAUGGCUAUGAUGAGAAAUGUCUUAUGAAAGUUCCGGAUAUACUCACGCGUGUCUCGUCGUUUCUAGAUUGGAUUACCGAAGUGACUGAGGGAAAAUUAUAAAUGUUUAAACCUUUACAAAUUUAAAUAAAUGCGUGGGAAUAUGGUGUAAAAAAAAAACUGGGCUAAGAAAAAACCAAUAAACUUUUG
Drosophila willistoni is the source of this 897-nucleotide messenger RNA. RefSeq names its product chymotrypsinogen A. The record is from RefSeq and is a predicted model, not a curated record. NCBI's taxonomy places the organism in Eukaryota, Metazoa, Arthropoda, Insecta, Diptera, Drosophilidae. The coding region runs from base 1 to 810 and encodes 269 amino acids. The transcript has 3 exons. Gene Ontology annotation, molecular function: serine-type endopeptidase activity. Gene Ontology annotation, biological process: proteolysis.